AUGGAGCUGGGUCCAGGAGAACGUCUGGUGCUGCGUGCGCUGGUCGUCCUUGUGAAGUACCCCGCCGGCGUCGCAUUCGCUGCGUACCUCCUCAACCGCUACGGUGGCUGGUCCAUUCCUUCGUGGGCCGUAUGUCUAUCGGCACUCGGAACCAUUCCUCUUGUCAUCUUUGUGGCAGUCCGGAUCAGACACUGGAGGAUCUACAAUGCGGCGGCUCGCAGGGGCGCCAUCAUCGCGCCUACGUGGUCGGGUAAGUGGCCCGGGAACCUCGACAUCCUCCAGGCUGUCUUGAACAGCUUCAGACACGGGUAUCCUGGUGAACUUUUGGCGCAGCAGUUCGUCAAGUUUGGUCCAACCUACCGAUUCAACGUCCUGUGGGGCUUCGGUAUCUUCACAUGCGACCCAGCUGUCAUCAAGACCGUUCUUGCCACGGAGUUCCAAAAUUACGAGAAAGGGAAACUCUUCCAGGAACAGAUGAGCUCUGUGUUGGGAACUGGUGUCUUCAAUUCCGAUGGGGACAUGUGGAAAUGGCACCGCUCAAUGACGCGUCCCUUCUUCAGCAAAGACCGGAUCAGUCACUUCGAACUCUUUGAUAGACAUGCCGACGUCGCCCUGGAAAAGAUGAGGGAGCGUUUCCGGGCAGGAUACGCCAUUGACUUCCAGGACCUCGUCUCCCGCUUCACCAUGGACUCCGCCACCGAGUUCCUCUUCGGCGCCUGCGUCCACUCCCUCCGGUCCACCCUUCCUUACCCACACAACGUCUCUGCCGCCUCGCCCUCCUCGCCCUUCCCCUCCGCCUCCCUGCCGUCCACAGUCUCCCCCGCGACGGCGGGGGUGGACAAGGCGGAGGCGUUCGCCGCGGCGUUCUCGAAGGCGGAGCACCUCUGCGCGGAGCGCGCGACGAUGGGCGAGAUCUGGCCGUUCGCGGAGAUGCGCAAGGACAAAACGCGCGAACAUAUGCAUGUGGUCGAUGAGUAUCUGCACCCGAUCCUCGAGGAGGCCCUCAGGAAGAAGGCAGAGCGUGAGAGGGAGAAGAAGGCGAUGGGCGGGAAGGCCGUGGAUGCGGAUGAGAUCGAGGAGGGGGAGACGUUGAUAGAUCAUUUGGCGAAGUUCACGAAUGAUCUUACGGUCUUGCAUGAUGAGGUGCUCAAUAUUCUGCUUGCGGGCCGGGACACAACGGCAACAACCUUGACCUUCGCGGUGUAUCUUCUGGCCAUGCAUCCCGACGUUCUCAAGCGCCUGCGCGCAGAGGUACUUGAGAAGGUGGGUCCAAAGCAGCGGCCGACAUACGAAGGCAUCAAGGAGAUGCGCUACUUGCGGGCUGUCAUCAACGAGACUCUUCGUCUGUACCCUGCUGUGCCGUUCAACAUCCGGGUGUCUGUCAACGAGGGCCUUCUCCCGAACCCUAACGGCAAGCCAUUCUACGUCCCUGCCAAAGUCCCCGUAUCAUACUCAGUGUGGGCCAUGCACCGCAGGGAGGAGUACUGGGGCCCCGACGCCCAAGAAUACGAUCCGGACCGCUUCCUAGACGAGCGCGUAAACAGGUACCUCACUCCAAACCCGUUCAUCUUCCUCCCGUUCAACGCCGGACCGCGGAUCUGCCUCGGGCAACAGUUCGCAUAUAACGAGAUGUCCUUCUUCCUGAUCAAGCUCCUGCAAUGCUUUGCGACGAUGGAGCUGGCCCCGGACGCCGCACCGCCGAGCGCGUUGGCUCCGAAGGAGUGGGCGAACGCGCCCGGGCGGAAGGGUAAGGAGAAGUUCUGGCCCAAGUCGCACUUGACGCUUUAUGCGACGGGCGGCAUCUGGGUUAGGAUGACGGAGGCGGAGGAAAAUGAGGUUGACGUGCAAAUGUAAGGAUCCCGAGGAGGGCUUUGGGUGAUUGACGUUUGAUAUGCAUUCAAAUGAAAAUGUAUGUAUGAUUAUUGUACGAUUGAUCGAGUUCGGAUACUGGCAUCUCUGUAUCACCGUUGCUAUCAAUGUAAAGUAUGGUGCUCGACAGGAUAUAUUGUAUGGUAUAGCAUUGCUCGUCGAUCCCGUAAUAAGAUAGUGCCCACCGACUACUACCAGCUACCAGUAAUAUGCCGAACAAAAACAUUCGUCACGGCGGUGGCAGGACAAACCCUGAGUUCGGUGUGGCCGUCCCUAUUUGAUAGUUUGGCCAUGACCGCCGCCGCUCCGUGCUGGCAGUGGCAUUAAACCAUUUGAAGAAGUCCACGA
Molecule: messenger RNA, 2217 nt
Organism: Rhodofomes roseus
Lineage: Eukaryota; Fungi; Basidiomycota; Agaricomycetes; Polyporales; Fomitopsidaceae
Product: cytochrome P450
Exons: 16
Coding region: 1-1854 (617 amino acids)
Molecular function (GO): monooxygenase activity; oxidoreductase activity, acting on paired donors, with incorporation or reduction of molecular oxygen; heme binding
Source: RefSeq, a predicted model, not a curated record